AUGGCGCCAUCAAAGCAAAACCACCACUUCAUUCCUCGAUUUAUCUUGAAGAAUUUUGCACCGGAAGAUCAACCCCCAGCAGGGCCGGCAAAUAGGAGUCAAAAGAACAAAAUGGAAAAGCGUUCUGACUUCCUGGCGAACAAGAUUGAUCUGGAAAGAUCCAUGUUGACCCAGCGACCAGUUUCGACCGAGUUUGCCCUCGUGAAUAUGUAUCGAGACCCUGGUUUUGAUGAGAAUCCCUACCACCUCGAGAAGAAGUUUGCACUGCUCGAAGGUCAAGUGAGCGAGAUUGUUCAUCGCGCACGCAGCAGAUUUUCUCAAAGCUUGACGCUCGAGCUCAACCGGAUUGAACUUGAUAGGCUACGAAAAUUCUUGUUUCUGAUGAAGUAUCGAAAUUCGGGCAUGUUCGACCGGUAUAACCAUGACCACAUUGAUGAGUACCAGGCGGAUGACCGGGAAAAGAUUUUGAGUUAUAUGGAAUCCAGUGGAUUCCAAAAACCGCGUGACGUGUGGUUUGAUAACUUACGUCGGUUCUUGGAUGUUAAUAUGGACCCUGAAAGGAACUGGAUGAAUACUCUUAAAACUCAAAUGUAUCCGGACGACGCUAUGAUGAUGGAACUGCAUCUCAUAGGGAGUUUUAUCGCUUUCUGCGAGCCAUCUACCUCGGAAGAUGAAUUUCUGCUGACUCAAAAUGCAUAUUGCAUCUUUGAAGGUCCAUCGACAGAGGAAAUACAUCCGAUUACCCGAAAGGUGGAGAGCAACUACACCGAGUACCACAAUUUUGCCCCAUUGUCCCCCAAGCUUAUCAUUGUCUUACGGAGUCAUCUUCUUCCUUCACAAGGCCAGGACAGUGAUGGACUUCGGAAAUUACGGGAACAAUUUGCUGUGCUUAUUCAAUCUCAACAUCUCCAUCCUGACAAAGCAGGAUCGAUUUUGCAAGAUCUUCCCAUUCAUCCAUGCCACACUAUCUAUGCUGCGCCAGAUAUAACCUCAGCAACCUCUUUGCGAGCCUCUUUCCGUGAGAACGAUAGGUUCCAAUUCCAGUGCUUCAAACUUCCAUCGCGUCAUAUGACAAUUAUCAACAAUCUUCUCCUAGAAGAAGCGUACCUCACCUCAUCAAUUGUCUAUCAUUCUCGAGAAUCGUUGAAAGCAAACUUAGAGAACUAUAUGAAAGCGGAUAUAUAUGGCAUGAAAGCUAUCUUCGAUCCCCAAGAGAAACGUCACGUAUUCCUAACCACACUGGAGAAAAUUUGUCGUGAUCUUGGGAGCUCUGUCAGUUGCAGAAAGACUGUUAUUGAACCUAGUUUCCCGCCUGAUGAAGGUCGGAUGCACAUGUCAUCCGUCGUUGCACUUGAAGUUGGAAUCGGGCUAUUGAAGAUUUCGGGGAUAGAAAGACUACUGCCUCGAGCUUAUUUGCUUUUAAAGCCUGGUAUGAUAGCCGCCAUGAGCAUCCUAUCCUUCCCAAAUUGA
Molecule: messenger RNA, 1470 nt
Organism: Penicillium hordei
Lineage: Eukaryota; Fungi; Ascomycota; Eurotiomycetes; Eurotiales; Aspergillaceae
Product: DUF4238 domain-containing protein
Exons: 1
Coding region: 1-1470 (489 amino acids)
Source: RefSeq, a predicted model, not a curated record